GGGUGAAUCCUGGAUGCUCCUCUGAGCUUGGGGAGCAGGAGGAAAUAAAGAGCUGCUGCUGUAGGUUUCUGUUUUAUGGAAAAGCUGGUGUUAAGGUGUCUCAGAAGAGGCAGCUGCUACACCUUGUGCAUGAAACUGUGUGACAAAAUCAGUUCAGAAUUUAAUUUAAAGAUUACAACUCUUCCUCGGUUGAAGUGCUUUUACUUUGGCUUUGGUAACUUGAGCUUAAAUGGUUCUGAUUUGAUUUCACUGUACCUCCUAAGGGGCUUAUUCAAACUGAGUCAGCCUGUGCCUGUUUGGCUAAACCAUUAUCUAAACUCACUGCCUUGCAUAAAGAAGGCUUUAGGGAUCCCAAAAUAUGUUUGCUUUCCUAAUCCCUUGGAGGAUGCAGCAGGGUUCUUCAAGCACAAGUCUGCAGACCUACAGUUUGCUCUAGGUUGUAUGGUUGCACCCUGGAAAUGGGAUGUCAGUCCCAUUCAGGGAGCAUAAAGGAAGAAAGAAAAUCUCCCCGUUGCUGCCGCAGUGACAGCGAGUGAGAGCCCGAGCAGGAAGAUGUCGGCAGUCGCCUCAGCCAUCCAGGCUCCUCAGGGCCCCGUCAAUCCCCCGCCUCCAGAGGUGACAAAUCCCAACAAACCUGGCAGGAAAACCAACCAGCUGCAAUAUAUGCAAAAUGUUGUGGUGAAGACCUUGUGGAAACAUCAGUUUGCUUGGCCUUUCUACCAGCCUGUUGAUGCAAUUAAACUGAAUUUGCCGGAUUAUCACAAAAUAAUUAAAAACCCCAUGGACAUGGGGACGAUCAAGAAGCGCCUGGAGCACAACUAUUACUGGAGUGCCAGUGAAUGUAUGCAGGAUUUCAACACCAUGUUUACAAACUGUUACAUUUAUAACAAGCCCACAGAUGACAUUGUCCUCAUGGCCCAAGCCCUGGAGAAGAUAUUUCUGCAGAAGGUUGCCCAGAUGCCUCAGGAGGAGGUGGAGUUGCUACCCCCAGUUCCCAAAGGCAAAGGUCGCAAGCCCUCAGCGGGCACACAGAGCACAGGAGCGCAGCAAGCCGUGGCCGUGUCUUCCGUGUCCCCGCCGGCCCCGGUCGUCAAGAAAAAGGGAGUGAAGAGGAAAGCAGACACCACCACGCCCACCACGUCUGCCAUCACUGCCAGCAGGAGCGAGUCCCCCACGCCGCUGUCGGACCCCAAACAGGCCAAAAUCAUCGCGCGCAGGGAGAGCGGCGGCCGCCCCAUCAAGCCACCAAAGAAGGACCUGGAGGAUGGAGAGGUCCCUCAGCACGCAGGGAAGAAGGGCAAACUCUCUGAGCACCUCAAGUACUGUGACAGCAUCCUCAAGGAGAUGCUCUCCAAGAAGCAUGCAGCCUAUGCAUGGCCCUUUUACAAGCCCGUGGAUGCAGAGGCUUUGGAAUUACAUGACUAUCACGAUAUAAUCAAACACCCCAUGGAUCUCAGUACUGUGAAAAAAAAGAUGGACAGUCGGGAGUACCAGGAUGCACAAGGUUUCGCAGCAGAUAUUCGGUUAAUGUUCUCUAAUUGUUACAAGUACAAUCCUCCAGACCACGAGGUGGUGGCCAUGGCCAGGAAGCUCCAGGAUGUCUUUGAGAUGAGGUUUGCAAAAAUGCCCGAUGAGCCUGCAGAGGCCCCCCCUCCACCUCCCCCAACAGCCCCCGUGGUGAGCAAAAGCACAGAGAGCAGCCACAGCAGCGAGGAGAGCUCCUCCGACUCCGACAGCUCCGACUCCGAGGAGGAGCGGGCGACUCGGCUGGCCGAGCUCCAGGAGCAGCUGAAAGCCGUCCAUGAGCAGCUGGCUGCACUGUCCCAGGCGCCAGUGAACAAACCAAAGAAAAAAAAAGAGAAGAAGGAGAAAGAGAAGAAAAAGAAAGAUAAAGAGAAGGAAAAAGAAAAGCACAAAGUCAAAGCUGAGGAGGAGAAGAAACCCAAGGUGGCUCAACCACCAAAACAAGCCCAACAGAAGAAAGCCCCAGCUAAGAAAGCGAACAGCACAACCACAGCUAACAGGCAGCCCAAGAAAGGAGGCAAACAGGCAUCUGCAACCUACGACUCGGAUGAGGAGGAGGAAGGGCUGCCCAUGACCUACGACGAGAAGCGACAGCUCAGCCUGGACAUCAACCGCCUGCCCGGGGAGAAGCUGGGCAGGGUGGUUCACAUCAUCCAGUCCAGAGAACCCUCCCUCAGAGACUCCAAUCCCGACGAGAUUGAAAUAGAUUUUGAAACCUUGAAGCCCACAACGUUACGAGAACUGGAGAGAUACGUGAAAUCUUGUUUACAGAAAAAACAAAGGAAACCAUUUUCUGCCAGUGGCAAAAAGCAAGCAGCAAAGUCAAAAGAAGAGUUAGCUCAGGAAAAGAAGAAAGAACUAGAAAAACGGUUACAGGACGUCAGUGGGCAGCUAAACAACAACAAGAAGCCUGCAAAGAAAGAGAAAUCCGGCUCCACUCCCUCCGGAGGCCCCUCCCGGCUCAGCAGCAGCUCCUCCUCCGAGUCCGGGAGCAGCAGCUCCAGCGGCUCCAGCUCGGACAGCAGCGACUCGGAAUGAGCAGGGACACACGGACACACCCCCCAAACGGACACCCCUGCUCUGCAGUGUCCCCUCCCCUCCUUACCCCUGCUCUCGGGUGGUCAGGUUUUAUCCCCUCUCUCUUUUCUCUGACUUGUUUUUUUAUUUUAUUUUUUAACUCAGUGUUACAAAAGGUAUUUUCCUUUUUUUUUUUUUUUUUUGGGGGGGGGGGCUCUCUUUUAAUAGGUCAAAGAUCUUUGAGUGUGUGUGUGUGUGACUAGACUUUAUGACAAAUAGUUCCCUUUGCAUAAAGUCUCUAAAAUUUACAUUUAUCUGGAGAAAAUUGGUCGAAAAUGGAAGAACUUUGAGCUCUUAGCAGGAGAUUAAUAGAAAAUUCUGCAAGGUUUGUAGUACAUUUCCCUCCCAGCCCUUCCCUCUGCCCAGAAUAUUCUCUUUUAAUAAGCCUGCCUGGCUCACACAAGGUAAAAACCAUCUUUUUUUAAAGAAAUCUCUGUAAAAUGGUACUGUAUCUGAAAGAUGUUAGCUUUUGAACUAGUUGGUGUAUUUGUUAUUAGCACUAGUAUUCUUAAUCUCCAAGUCUACAGUGUGAUGAAAAUGUCAGAUGCUAUCAUCUUUUUACAUAAAAACAACAAAAAAAAUCCAAAAAAAUUCUCAUGUACUGUGGAUUGCUAACAUGCUUUUUUUUUAAAAUCUUGCUAGAGGCAUAGGCACCUGUUCAGGAAGGUCUUGAAGCAUGAAUUUAACUUUUAAGCACACAAGCAAUAGAAGUUGGUUGCAUUUCUUGGUUUUCCACUCAGAAGCUUCACUUUUCCUGGGGAUUCAUUGGGAAGAAAGGGAGCAAGGGACACACUCAAGUUUCUUGGGAAUGUUAUUUUUACCAUUAAACAGAUCAUUUCCAGGAAAUGGGAUGCUCUCUAUGAAAGUUUCCAUGGAAUUGUCAGGAGUUUUUUUUUUUUUGGCUGGGAGUUGUCAGCUGGAGCCUGGAGCGAUGCCCGCAGUGCCCAGCACGAGUCAUGUGCCCAUUGCUGGGCACAUCUUGGGCAUUUCCUCCAUGACAAACACCUCAGGCUGGGCUUAAAAUAAAGCAGCACUUGAGCUCCAGCUGAGGCUGAGCUGGCAGGGGAAGUGGAGAGGGAUUAUUUUGUGUGUGUUUGGGCUUUUUGCUUUUGAGUUUGCUUUGGUUUUUCUCCCUUCUCCUCAUAGGAGUGAGCUCCUAGAAAAGGGGAGUGCUCCUCCUGUGUCAGGCAGGGUUCAACUUCCAGGCACUGAAAUGUUUUACCUCAAUGAAAAGAAGAAAGAGGGGAGGGAGGAGAAAAAAAAAAAAGCUAAUUUUUUUAAAGCUUGCUAAUUUUUUUAAAGCUUGCUAUUUUUUUAAAGCUUGCUAUUUGUUUUUUCAGCCCAGCCUAAUGUUUUGAUCUGCACUGCUGCAAUACACCCUGGUUUCAGUGUCCCUAAUUUCAUGUAUAUACCAUGAUUUUAUUUAUUAAACACUAUUGGUCGUUUAAAAUAUAAUAAAAUCUUAACAAAAGCAAAGCUGAGGUUUUGCAGGCCAGCAGACAGGAAGACUUUUAAUGAGGUUUGAACCAGAUUAAAACAAACAACAAAGCAAAUAAAAAUCCACAACUUUAUUUAUAUACCUUGGACUUUCUACCUACAGGUGCUACAGUCCAGUCUCUCGUGUGUCUGGUGCUCUGUCAUGUUUGGUGUGUUCAUUUUUAGAUUUUUUUCCUUUUCUUCUCACCCCAGCUCCCUUUUUUCCUGUUUUGUACAGAUUUUGGAGGCAUACACUUCAAUACAAUUUUAUUUUCUCAGUGGUCUUUUUUCCUCCCCUCUUUUUUUGUUUUGGUAGAACAAUGGGGGUUUUAUCCUUUUCUAAUCCAAUUUUAGGGAAACACCAAUUCUAUAAUUAUAUCCAAUUUGUACUCUGAGGGGCAGAAGUUUUAUUGUAAAUUCUUUUUAUUGUAAAGAAAAAAAAAUGCACAGAAUUUAACAGAAAGUUCUGCCUUUCCAUCUCAAGCACCAGCCCCUAAAACUGCCUCUCCCCUGUGGGGUAGCCCAAAAAUUCACCUUCUGAGCUCUCCCAGUGGUGCAGAUUACUCCAGAUUUUAUUUUCCCUGCAGGUGAGUGGUCCUGGAGGCCCCUCAAGGCCUGCCCAGAUUUCCUUUCACAGCAAUUGAAAGAAAAAUGUUCUGAUUUUUACUAAAAUUCAUUAUUUUUCUUUUCCAUUAACAAUGGAGUUCUGCUUUUUAUUCAUGAUUUUUCUUUUCCAUUAACAAUGGAGUUCAGUUCUGAUUUUAUUUUAUUAUUUUUUUAAGUUCUGCCCUUACAAAACCUUCCCCCAGCCAGAUCCCUGGUAAUAUAUUUUCAGAAUUUACUAUGAGGAAAUGUAAUAUUCACCUAAUUAAGAGCUUGGGUUUCUUUUCAACGGGGUUGGGUUUCACCUGUGUUUCUCCUGUUGCCUGCGACUUGAAUGAUCAAAACCAUGGAAUAUUUUAAGGAAUAAUUGCAACCAAUUCACUGCCAUGGCUUUUGGAUAAACAAACUCCCAGUUUUCCCUUCCUGGGACCUUUUCCUGCCUGCUUGGCCCUGAGCUGUGGUGGGGAGGACAAACUGGAGGCGACACAGAAAAUCCUGGGAAUUUCAGCUCUGGCACCUGGAACAGCCCCUGGGACACACAGACAGCCCUCAGGGGGCUGCCCCACCAGAAUUCCUUGGAAAAGCUGGAGCCUGAGGGUUGAGAACCAGGUGGGAUGUGAUGGGAGAAGGCGUGGAGGAUCCUCCAUCCUGCAGGAGCAUCCCUGGAAAAUCUGCCAAGGCCACCACGGAAUGGGAACAAUGUGCUGCACAUCUCUGAUCCACCAGCUGCAACUUGGGCUUCCACUUCUUGGGAAAACUUUGCACGGAAAUUGAGGUGUUCCCAACCAAAUGGAGCGAGGAGAAAUCCAUUUUGGCAUGACUGAGGGAAGAAUUUGGUGACUCCUCCCUUCCAAAUGGUGUCCUCACACUUUUCCAUUCCCAGCUUGUUUGUAGUGCUCUUUAUCCCCACCAUGUCCAUGGGGGUGCCUCUUGUACAUCCUGAGUUUCUCCAGGAAAGAAAAGAUGUUUCCAGUCCAGAGUAAGUAGCAGCAGUCCUCAAUGAGCUGGGAACUGAAGCAACAGAGCAUUUAUUUAACUGGGUUUUAUUGCAUGACACGUCAGUCCAGAUGUCACAAAAUAACUUGGAAACCAUCAAACACACAACGUUUGAAGGACAUUUUUAAACUUAAGAAUAAAAAAGGAAAAAAAAAAAAGGAAAAAAAAAAUUAAAAUUUUUAUGGUAGAAUUUUUCUUGAAUGAACAAAGUUUAACUUUGUUUUCCAGGGGAAACUUCACUGAAAUCAGUAUGAUUUCAUAUGUAUGCAUACACACAGAGUUUUAUUGAAACUGCUUUUUUCGGACUAAUUCCUGUUUUGACAAAAUAUCUGACCAGACCUUUCUCAAUCAACCAGCAUUACUGCACCUUUAAAAAAAAAAAAAAAAACUUUGUGAACCUUUUCUCUGAUUGUAAACUCAGCCUGUCUCGUGGCUCAGUGGGACCAGAUGGAAUCCCCAUCCCAGCGAGCGAAGGAGUCUCAGCACACCCAACGUGUCAUCCACACAACAAAACCAUUGCAGCUCCUGUACUGGUGUGGUUUGAACCUUGCCUACCCCAGGCUGGCGAUGUGGGAGCGAUGUUUCAGGGCUGUGUCACUGCUGGCAGGGUGGUGACCCCCAAAAACACACACAAACAUCGUUUCUGUGUGUGGAAAUCCACAGCCCAGUUCCCCCUGAGCUCUCUUCCCUCUUCUCUGUGUGGUAGAAGCAGACUGCAGUUACCUAAUCGAGUUCUUUCUCUGCUUUGGGGACUUUUAGAGCAGUUUUUAAUUUUGAUUUUUUUUCCUUGUUUUGAAAGGAAUGAUUUUAUUUUUUUUUUUUUUAAAGCUGGGGUUGGAGCUGAGGGGAAGGGAUCGGGGCAUGACAAAGACAAACCACAACCUUUUUAGUACUGGAUUUUAAAUUCUCAGUCUCUUCUCAACCCUGAGCAGUUACCACUAGGGCUAACUGUGGGCAGGCUCUGCAUCAGUAAAGAGAAAUUUAGGAUUCCUUACACAGCAGCGUUAUCUUGCUUUGAGCUGCAUUUUGUAAAGAAAAUGGUAUUUGCAUAUCUUUUUAAAAUGUCAUUUUUAAAAAAUAAAUUAAACCACCAGCUAGGAUUUGACACAGGCCACUUAGAACACAGCCCUGAUACUGGCAUAACCAAUCCAGAAAGAUUUGUUGUUGUAUUUUUUUGUUUUGUUAUUUUGGGGUUUUUUUAAUAUUUAAAAAUAAAAAAGAAAUUGUUACUUUUCUGUAUGAUGUGCAUGCAAAUUUACCGUAACUCUUUUUCUUAAAACUUUUUAGUGCCAUUUCUAGUAUAUUCCUGUAAAUGUCAGUUAUUGAAAAGAAAUGAGUCAAUGUAAGUAGUUUAGCUUGUUUAUUGCAAAUUGCUGGCCUCAAACAAAACAGAAUUAAAAAAAAAAAAGAGUUAGAAAGUAAUCUUUGAUGUUACUGGUAAUCACGGACCCUGGUCCUGGGGCAUUCGUUUUGUUUUCAUAAUAAAAAGAAAAAUUGUUUGGUGUGUGCA
Zonotrichia albicollis (white-throated sparrow) is the source of this 7186-nucleotide messenger RNA. NCBI's taxonomy places the organism in Eukaryota, Metazoa, Chordata, Aves, Passeriformes, Passerellidae. The record is from RefSeq and is a predicted model, not a curated record.